GUGUCAACAUGUACCAUCAUUUUUGUGACUUUGUGAAUCUUUACAUCACUCAGCAUGUUACCAACACCUUCAGCACUGAUAUCAACAUUGUAAUGUGGGAUACUAGUACAUAUGGAUAUGGAGAUUUGUUCAGUGAAACAUGGAAAGCAUUUACAGACUAUGAAAUAAUACAUUUGAAAUCGUAUGAUUCAAAAAGGGUCUGCUUCAAAGAAGCAGUUUUUACCCUAUUGCCUCGAAUGAGGUUUGGCUUGUUUUAUAAUACACCAUUGAUCUCCGGCUGUCACGGGACAGGAUUAUUCCGAGCCUUUUCUCAACACGUGUUGCACAGAUUAAAUAUCACCCAAGAUGGCCCUAAGUUAACGGCUGUUAUUUUUGUCAGUUUUUACAGGGAGCUCGAAUUUAAGGAGCAGCUGAAGAUAACCCACAAUUCUGAUAUCUUCAUUGGCAUGCAUGGAGCAGGCCUUACUCAUCUUCUCUUUUUGCCAGAUUGGGCUGUCAUCUUUGAACUGUACAAUUGUAAAGAUGAACGUUGCUACUUAGACCUUGCAAGGCUGAGAGGAAUCCAUUACAUCACCUGGCAGCAGAAGGAUAAAGUGUUCCCUCAGGAUGAGGGGCAUCACCCGACAUUAGGAAAACAUCCAAAAUUUACAAAUUACGCCUUCGAUGUGGAAGAAUUUGUCCGUCUGGUUCUGUUGGCAGCUGAUCAUGUGUCACAACACUCCAAAUGGCCAUUUAGGAGAAAACAUGAUGAAUUCUAGGUCAGAUAAUUGGCCUCCUCUGCAGAGUUUUUAAAUACUAAAGUGUUCAGAAUGUCGGUUCUUUUGAAGUAGAAUCACGAAUUAUGAACUUGUUUGAAGAGGGAGAAGUGAAAAGGGUUAAAUGGGCAGGAGUCAUAUAUAAUGUCUCUCUCCAAGCAUGUUAUUUCUGCAUUAUUACUUUCUUACUGACAAUCCCCGUCCUAAUUUACUUGAGGAAUUUGCAUUAUGCAUGAUCUAUUUAUUAAGGUGAACAUGUUUGCACUAUAAUAUUCCUAUUUAUUUUAGGAUUGUCAUUGCUCCAGAGCAGUGAAGUGAAAGAUAAGCACACUGGACCUUUUCCUCGCUUGCUUCUUUUUGUGACAUGUAGCAAGACCUUUGCAGCCUUGUAUCUCCCUCCUUCCCUCCUUCCCUCCCUCCUUCCCUCCCUCCCUCCCUCAGCACUGACAGUGAUCUGGAAAUGAAAAUCCAGCUGAGGUCCAAUGUGUGGACAUGUGUAAUGGAAAAGCUAAGAAAUCAGGUUGAUAAUGCAACUUAUGUGUGACUUGCUAAAAUGUUACACUUUUUUAAAAGCAGCAAAUCACAGCUGAGGGAAGGGGAUUUUGGCAUGAAAUUCACAGAGGGCCUCAGUCCUAAUCAGCAGUUCAAUCCUGAUCUGUCACUCUGACUUCAUUUUUAAUUAAAAGAGAAGUAUCUCUCUGAAAUAUGCUUAAUCAUGGUUUUGUUUCUAUUGCCAAAUGCAUUUCACAUUUAGGACUGUCAUUAUACAGGGAAUCCCUGGUUAAUGGCCAUUUAUUUAGCAAGUUAUGAUAGUGCUCAAGACCCCAUGGUCCUGUGAUCCUGAUUCAAGCACUUGGCAACUGGCUUGCAGUUACAAUGGUUGCAGCAUCCUGGGGUCACAUAGCCAUUAUUUGCAGCUCCCGCUGCUAGCUUCCAACAAGCAAAGGCAAUGGGGAAGACAGCAGGAGGUUGCAAAUGGCAAUCACAUGACAUAACAUAACGCAAGGUUCUUCUAAUGGCAGCUAGAGCUGCUGGAACUGUUGUCAUAAAUCAGUGUAGUCAUUGUCACUUAGUGACGAAGUUAUUGCUCCCAAUUGCCAUUGUUAACUGAGGACUACCUGCAGAUUUAGUUUUACUCAUUAAUGAUUCCUCUGUUUGCUUUCUGUGGGUGUCCAUGUUACACAUGGGAUGGCAGGUGUAGGGAUGAAAUAUUUUAAGUUGUUACUGUAGCAGUUUUCUUCAUGGGAUUUUACUGUGUUUAUCUUAGCAAUUUACCCUUGUCUUAAGUAUCACUUUGUUUAUUUUUCUUACUUGGACAAAAUUGUCACCCAUUUUAAUCUCCUUGAUUUAUCUUGCUAAACAUGCUACAGUCAUUCUAACCUUGUCUAACCCUCAACUUUGUGUACAUCCUAUUUAGACUUCUGUUACCGUUGUUUUAAACAACUGCCUAAAUGGUUCAGUUGUGGGUGGGGGAGAGGGAGAAUAUAUACAAUUGAAUAGUAUUUCCUAAAUAAUUUUCUAUCAAUAUACAUCAGGACUGUCAAACUUGCAGGCCGGAUGCAUCACAUGCUGGCCAUGCCCAUGCCCGGUUUAAUGAAGGGGGGGGGAGUCCCUAUACGUCACGUGACGCCACGGUGACGCAGCGAGUUUGACACUCCGGAUGUACAUCAUUGUCUAUUUUUCAUAUAAUUGUGGAGAUCACCUAGAGGAGAUCACCCCUGACUGCUCUUUAGAAGGCUACAUCCUGAAGAUGAAAGUCAAGUACUUUGGCCACCUAAUGAGAA
Thamnophis sirtalis is the source of this 2539-nucleotide messenger RNA. The record is from RefSeq and is a predicted model, not a curated record. NCBI's taxonomy places the organism in Eukaryota, Metazoa, Chordata, Lepidosauria, Squamata, Natricidae.